This is a messenger RNA of Daldinia caldariorum, 909 nucleotides long. RefSeq lists its product as uncharacterized. The record is from RefSeq and is a predicted model, not a curated record. The coding region runs from base 83 to 565 and encodes 160 amino acids. The transcript has a single exon. Lineage: Eukaryota; Fungi; Ascomycota; Sordariomycetes; Xylariales; Hypoxylaceae.
UUUGUAUAUAGCCCGCCACAUAUGACGUUUAACAUCUCCAUACCUGUUGACUUAUACAAAAAUGUCUAUUUUUAAAUAGUGAAUGUUCUUUUUUCUUAAUAUUCUUCUGAAUUUUACACUUUCCUUAAAUCUAAACCCCAUACCGUACUGGCAUACUAUUAGAGAACUAUCGAAUUCAAACGACUUCACCAUGUCGUCAAAUAACUACAGUUACAGAUCUUCUACCAUCUCCUUCUCCUCGUCUACCACACGCAACGGGGAGACUACUGCGUCCCGCUACGCCCAGCAUACCGCAAGAGACCCAUCGGGCAUGACCACUCACAUUGCAUCCCAACGCAACGGAGAACCCCCCCAGCACGAACGUCGCGACUACGAUGCAUCGGGUCGUCUGAUUUCCUCUUCGACCCAGCGCAUGGUUUCCUCCCCGAACCAGCGCAUAGGCGGAAGCGGUGUGGAUUCAGACCAUCACAUUCAGGAUGUGUCUGACGAGCAGCAGCGCGAAAAUGACAGGCUCUAUGAAGAGCGCAUUGAGGACGAGUAUGCGAAGAGAGAGGGAGGUGCAUGAAGUUUGGUGGAUCGCUUCAGGGAUGGAUGAGUAAAAAAAGUAUACCUCUAUGCUGAUCACUGGAAUCCUCUAGUUUCCUUAAUAAGAGCUAUGAUGAAAUUGAAAGGUUUAGUAUUUUAUGAAGAUUUACAUAGCUAUAUUUUUAUUUUAGGUACCUCCUACCUACCUGUAUCUACUUGUAAAAAAGGCAGGAAGAAAGUGUGUUGAAGAUAGAAAUAUGUUAACAGGUACCUUAAGUACAAUACUUAAUGAAUUACUUCAGCCGCUAUGCCGGUACCUGUUAUAGGCGUUGGUGAAACUUUCUAGGAACCAAUACCUACCGCUGUCAAAUCAUCAGGUUGCAC